Messenger RNA from Cryptosporidium muris RN66, 1332 nucleotides. RefSeq lists its product as uncharacterized. Lineage: Eukaryota; Apicomplexa; Conoidasida; Eucoccidiorida; Cryptosporidiidae. Bases 1 to 1332 code for a protein of 443 amino acids. The record is from RefSeq and is a predicted model, not a curated record. The transcript has a single exon.
AUGGUAUCAAAUGCAGCUCCAAACCAUAUAAAACGCUCUGGAAUUUCGAAAAUCGUCUCUAAUAGAUAUGUUGAUGAAGUAGAGGAUUCAUUCAUGCAAGAUAUAAUAGAGAUUGGGAUGUCUCAAUAUAAGUUCAUGUAUUAUCACCAGGCUAAACGAGGUGGAAAAGGAAAGUGGUCUGAUGCAAUAGGAGGUCUACCAUCUCCAAAACUGGCAAAAAAGUAUAUUUUAAUAUACUUUCAGAGUGAGCCAUCUGAAAAUUUCUUUAAUGGAAUUGGUAUUAGUUCUUACAUAAUUAUGUGCACUGAAAUCAUAAAUUUAUUACCUAGACUUCAUAAUGGUAUAGCAGGUGGGAUAUUAAUUGCUAUACAUUCUUUUCAGGAGGAUGAGAAUACAAUAAUUAGAGGAUUUUGUACUGAAGCAGCUUCUAAUUACUACUUUGAAAAGGAGGUAGACAGUAUGGUCACGGAAUCAGCAAAGCCAAACUCUUUAUUACCACCUUUAAAUAAAAGUAUAUUUGCAGAUUAUCAAAUAGGAGGUAAUUGGAAUGAUUUUGUAGAAAAUUGUCAAGAUUAUUUAGUUAUAUUACAAGAGCAAUUUUCUAAAUAUAAUCCCAAAAGUAGAUGGAGUUAUAUUGGUACACCGGAAGUUUCAGAUUUUUGUGAAGAAAUAGCAGAUGAUAUCUAUCCAAAUAUAAUGUUGAGUAAUAGAGAAUGGAGUCACAUUGUUAGAUUGCAGGAUAAUCUCAUUAAAAUUCGUGGUGAACUUGAUACACCCAUCAUUGGUAUUCCUCAAAAUCGUCCAGAGUAUUAUGUAGCAGGAAGAUAUAGAACAUCUAUGUAUAGGAAGUGCCUUAGAGCCUUGUGGGAUAUGUUCCAAUAUGAUGAUGAUAUAGACUUAAAAAUAGCUGGUAAGAAUCAAUAUGAAACACUCAGAAGUUUUUGUAAUACUGCAAAAAAUUUUUAUACUCGUAGUGGUCGUAUUUCUGCAGUUCCUACAUUAAAUAUUGAUACUUCUCCGAAAAAAUAUAAAAUUAAACAAAAUCAAAAAUUUCUUGUAGAAAAACUACUUAAGGAAGCUGAAGAUCGUGUGUUAGAAGAAAAAAAGGUAUCUGAAUCUAUUAGACGUAAUAUCUCAAAAUAUGAACACAGAUAUAGACCUAAAUAUGAUACAAAAAGAGCAAAUAGUACAUCACGAUAUAAGGAGAUCAUAGUGAGUCCCAAAUCUCCUGAGUCUGAAAUAAAGUAUUCUUUUGAGAAAGAGGAAUCCAGUGCGUUUGACUUUGGUAUAGAUAUUGCAACUAAAGAACUACAAGGAUUAGGUGAAAACUGA